Messenger RNA from Pseudophryne corroboree (corroboree frog), 2024 nucleotides. It is a transcript of the gene MFAP1, whose product is annotated as microfibril associated protein 1. Lineage: Eukaryota; Metazoa; Chordata; Amphibia; Anura; Myobatrachidae. Gene Ontology annotation, molecular function: RNA binding. Bases 104 to 1450 code for a protein of 448 amino acids. Gene Ontology annotation, cellular component: U2-type spliceosomal complex. The transcript has 9 exons. The record is from RefSeq and is a predicted model, not a curated record. Gene Ontology annotation, biological process: mRNA splicing, via spliceosome.
AGUUACCAUAGAGCAGAUGCAAUCACAUUCGUCUCUGUGGCUUUAGGUCCUCCAACGUUAUAACAGCAGCUUCGUGUGUUGGUGCUGAUCGGUAACCGGUACCAUGGCGUCCGCAAACGCCCUCAACAAGCAGCCGCCUAUACAGUCUACGGCCGGAGCCGUGCCUGUCCGCAAUGAGAAGGGUGAAAUCUCGAUGGAAAAGGUGAAGGUGAAGCGCUAUGUCUCCGGUAAAAGACCAGACUAUGCACCAAUGGAAUCUUCUGAUGAGGAGGAUGAGGAGUUCCAGUUCAUUAAAAAAGGGAAGGAGCAGGAAGCGGAAGUGGAGGAACAGCCAGAAGAAAGCACCAGCGAUCCUCGUCUACGUCGAUUACAGAACCGUAUGAAUGAGGAUGUGGAGGAGAGAUUGGCCAGACACCGUAAGAUAGUAGAACCAGAGGUGGUGGGGGAAAGUGAGUCUGAGUCAGAACCGGGUGAGGAAUGGCAUGUGGAAAGAGAGAGAGAACGAGAGAGAGAAAGAGAAGACACCACUGAGGAGGAGGAAGAAGAGGUGGAUGAUGAGGAAAUCGAGCGUCGCCGUUCUGUCAUGCGCCAGAGAGCUGAGGAGCGGAAGAAUGAAGAGAUGGAAGUGAUGGAGGUAGAAGAUGAGUGGAAAUCGGGGGCAGAGUCCGAGUCUGAGUCAGAAUAUGAGGAAUACACAGACAGUGAAGAUGAAAUGGAACCUAGACUGAAACCUGUAUUCAUUAGAAAAAAAGAUAGGGUAACUGUACAAGAAAAAGAGGUUGAAGCACUGAAACAGAAAGAGGUGGAGGCUGAAGCUAAGCGUAUGGCGGAGGAGAGACGUAAAUACACCUUAAAGAUUGUAGAGGAGGAGACCAAGAAAGAAAUAGAGGAGAACAAGAGGUCGCUGGCAGCUCUGGAUGCACUGAACACAGAUGAUGAGAAUGAUGAGGAGGAGUAUGAAUCCUGGAAAGUGCGAGAGCUAAAACGCAUCAAACGUGACCGUGAAGAGAGAGAAGCGAUGGAGAAGGAGAAGGCGGAGAUAGAACGCAUGCGCAACAUGACUGAGGAGGAACGUCGUGCCGAACUCCGCGCCAACGGCAAGAUCAUUACUAACAAAGCACUGAAAGGGAAAUACAAAUUCCUGCAGAAAUACUACCACAGGGGCGCUUUCUUCAUGGAUGAAGAUGAGGAUGUGUAUAAGAGAGAUUUCAGUGCUCCCACAUUGGAAGACCACUUCAAUAAAACUAUUUUACCCAAAGUUAUGCAGGUCAAAAACUUUGGUCGUUCUGGUCGGACAAAAUACACUCAUUUGGUUGAUCAAGACACAACUUCAUUUGACUCUGCCUGGGGCCAGGAGAGUGCCCAGAAUACAAAGUUCUUUAAGCAGAAAGCAGCUGGUGUAAGGGAUGUGUUUGAGAGACCAUCUACGAAGAAAAGAAAGACAACUUAGUGGGUCUACACAUAUGGACUUUUUUUUUCUACCUUCCAGAGUGCAGGAUUAAUCUAGUUGUGUAAAUAACUUGUCUCAUUUUUUUGGAUGAUAUUCUGAAUGCCCACAGUCUGUUCUAGCCAUCAAGGGUUACUGUAAAAAUAUUUAAAUAUUUACAGUGGGCUGAAAAAAGCUUGAAAUCAUUUUUGCAGGGCUUCCGCUGCUGCAGGGAAAUGUGUAAAAUGCCUAUGUUCCCAUUUAAUGAAUGUGUCAUUUCUUCAGGGAUCUGGUAAUGGUUUGGACUCAACAUUCCUGAGCAAACAUACAGUAGGAAACGUUAUAUAAUGACCAUAUUACUGAAUUAUAUAUAUCAGAACUGAGUGGGACUGAGAGUUUAGCAACCUCUUCAGUACCAGUACUUGCCAAUCCUUGUUCACAAAGGAGCCAGAUCGUCCACUGCCAACAUAACUAUAUAAGAAUACCCUGUGUUGACAGUAUUGGCAUAGGAGAUAACCAUUAAUAUUUUUUAUCUGUGUCUCUUCUAUCAAAAUUGAACUUUGAGAAAAACUGUAAAUAAAAUUCCAACUAUCGAUUA